This is a messenger RNA of Clunio marinus, 2194 nucleotides long. The record is from the annotation of a GenBank genome assembly. NCBI's taxonomy places the organism in Eukaryota, Metazoa, Arthropoda, Insecta, Diptera, Chironomidae.
AGAGGCGAGUUCCAAGUAGAGAGUGUGGAAUUACUUGGUUAGUCGGAUGCAAGACCAGUCUUGCAUUAUAUGUCUCGGCGCUAACAUCGAUGUUUUAAUGUCUACCUAGUGAAAGAAAAUUAAAAUAGAAAGAAAAGGAAAAUAGUGAAAUGAAUUUUCACAAAAAAUAGAAAUCUUAUCAUGAAAAAAAAUUUAUUUUCAAAUUUUUCCUUGAUCUGUUAACAUAAAUAAUGCAUGGAAAAAUGAAUAUCUAAGUGAUAAGCUGUAGUGUUUUCAGUGAAGUUUCCAACACAUUGUUUCGGAAUUGUGAAAUCGCGAAAGAGAAAAUCAUUAAAUAUUAAAUUCAGAAUGCAAUGAGAAAGUGCAAAUCGAGUGGAUGCAUUCAAUUAACCGAAUCAUAAUAAAAUAUUUCAUUUGAAAUAAAUUACUUAAAUAAGUGAAAAGAGAACAUCUUAUCAGCCUGUGUGAUAAAAGUGUUGUGAAAAAGUGAAGAGCAGUUGCUUCAUAGAAAAUGGCAUUUAAUGGCGGCUGCGAUACAGAAGGGCCGCAUAAUAAAAGGCUCUGUACUGGACAAAAUAAUAUAAAUGUUAAUGACAGCAACAACAACACAAAUGGAGAAGCUUUGUGCAAUAAUGGAUCAAGUGGAGGUGACAUGGAGAUUAGCAAGGGACUCGGAUUAUUGAGGACACAAUCAAUCAAUACAAUUAGUCAAAACCCAAACAACAGUCAAACGAACACCAUCCUCAACAACCAGACAGUCAAUAAUAGUAUCAUUACCAACAGUACGGAGGAGCCGCGUCGAAAACGACAGGAAGCCUCCCGUCCAAAUCACAUUUUACUUUUCACAAUCAUUAACCCAGUUUAUCCUAUUACUGUGGAAGUGAUUUACACAAUUUGUCAUCCACAUGGCACCGUUCUUCGUAUCGUCAUAUUCAAAAAGAACGGUGUUCAAGCAAUGGUUGAGUUUGACUCCAUUGAAUCAGCGACUCGUGCUCGUGAUAAUCUUAAUGGUUGCGACAUAUACUCUGCAUGCUGUACUCUGAAAAUUGAUUACGCUAAGCCGGAAAAAUUAAACGUCUACAAAAAUGACAGCGAUAUAAGUUGGGAUUACACAAUUGCUAAAGACUUGGGCAACGGAAGAUCACCUCUACUUCAGGAUCCCCUUUUCGGUGCACGACCAACACCAUUCAAGCCGUCUCUCUUAGGUAGCGGUGGAACGGGAUACCCGUUUGUAACUUCCCCAGAAUACUCACAGACAAAUGGAGCAGUGGGUACAGUUCCAGCUGUCACACCAACAACCCCAACAAUCACCCCUGAAACAUGGAAGGCAACUAGCGCUGGACCGCAAAGUUUAAUGAAAGAACCAUCAAUCACAGUCACAAAUCGUAAUGCAACGACACAAUUUGCAACACAAGGACAACAGCAAGCUGCUGUUAUGAUGGUUUAUGGACUUGAUAAUACAACUUCAAAUACUGAUAAACUUUUCAAUCUCGUUUGCUUAUACGGAAACGUAGCACGAAUAAAAUUCCUUAAGACCAAAGAAGGUACCGCAAUGGUACAGAUGGGCGAACCUGUUGCCGUUGAACGAUGUGUUCAGCAUUUGAAUAACAUUCCGAUUGGAAGCAAUGGGAAAUUACAAAUUGCAUUUUCGAAACAAAACUUCCUAUCGGAAGUUACAAAUCCGUACAGUCUUCCUGAUCACAGUCCCAGCUUCAAAGAAUACACCGGAUCUAAAAACAAUCGUUUUCUUUCCCUCGCUCAAGCGUGCAAGAAUCGAAUACAACCACCAAGCAAAAUUCUUCACUUCUUUAAUACACCUCCCAGUCUCACCGAAGAACAGCUAAUCGAUAUUUUCACACAGAAAGAAGUACCACCGGCAGCUGUUCGAAUGUUUCCACUAAAAUCAGAAAGAUCAUCAUCGGGAUUACUUGAAUUUCCGUCUAUUGCUCAAGCCGUUUUGGCCAUAAUGAAAUGCAAUCACACAGCCAUUGAAAGUAAAGGCACAAAAUUCCCUUUCAUCAUGAAACUUUGCUUUUCAUCAUCAAAAAAUCUUAAUUCGAGUUACAAUAACGAGAAUGAAAAAGCCAAUGGUGAUAAACAAGAUGUAAACAUGAUCUUUCGUUGUUUGAUUUCAAAAAUCCAAAAAGCUCUCCCUAAGACUUUUUUAACCUUUACUUUAAACUUUAUGGUUUAA